Messenger RNA from Bolinopsis microptera, 2634 nucleotides. RefSeq names its product UDP-glucosyltransferase 2-like. Bases 1 to 1590 code for a protein of 529 amino acids. The record is from RefSeq and is a predicted model, not a curated record. Lineage: Eukaryota; Metazoa; Ctenophora; Tentaculata; Lobata; Bolinopsidae. Gene Ontology annotation, molecular function: UDP-glycosyltransferase activity. The transcript has a single exon.
AUGAUACAACUGCAAUGGCUGCUAUUCCUGUUUUUAUUUUCCAACUCAGAGGGAGCUAAGAUACUUGUAACUGCCCCAUUUCCGGGUAGUCACUAUUUUGCCUUGUCAGAUAUUGGACAUCUACUCGCCAAACAGGGACACGAAAUAACUUUUGUAUCUCUAAUAAUUGAUGAUCGUCAUACUAUUCAGCACGAAAACUUCAAGCUGAUACCACCAUUCUGGGAAAUUUUGACUGCAACAGAAUUUGAUGAGAUAGCUUAUGCAUGUGUGGCCGAUGUAAUAAACUCAGGGAGAGACGAGUUCAUGUACACAGAUACUAUGGUUUCAAACUAUGUGUGUAGAAUAGGUUGGAAAAGGCUCUAUCGCAUGUUCAUCGACUAUUACACUAGUGAUCAAUUCUUAGCCUUGAUAGAAAAAGAAAAAUUUGAUCUUAUUAUUGCUGAGGAACGAACUGCUCUUCCAAUUCUUGCAGUGACUAAUGAUGAUGACAUUCCACUAGCUGCCUACAUUCCAGAGGUUGAGUACAGCAAAACAAGAGAGGUUCAAAAUCUUCCCAUGUUUCUCUGCAGCGAACCUGGUCUGGCAAUUCAAGUUUUCAAUGGAGAAAAACCAGGAUUUUGGAAGAGAUUCUAUGCUAUGUAUAACCUGGUUUCCGGCGGAGCAAUGUUGACAUCUGCUAUUGAGGAUAUGUUGGAACCGACUUAUGAAAAACAUGGCGUUAAAUCAACUCAAUCCUUAAACGACAGAAUACAGCUUUUCAUUUUGAAUGAUCAUCCAGCAUUUUCAUUCCCAUAUCAAGUUGCUAAUAAUGUGGUUCAAGUAGGAGGUUCAAGUUUGAAAGAAGGACAACCACUUCAAGGUGAUGUAAAAGAAUUUGUUGAAAAACAAACGGCCCCUAUUGUUCUUGUAUCAAUGGGAACAUACACUGAUCUCACAUGGUUGAAAUGGCACACCACCUUGCUUGAGGUACUAGAAGAAAGCAAUUUAAGUGUUAUUCUGAAAGUCCGCACAGAAACUCAACACAAACUCCCUGCACUUUCAACCAAGUUCUAUCUCUCAUCCUGGAUCCCCCAACGAGACCUAUUGGCUAGUGGAGUUAUCAAACUCUUCAUAUCACAUUGUGGGAACAAUGGUAAAAUUGAAACAAUAUAUUACCAGGUUCCAGUGUUGUGUACUCCUGUAUUUGCAGAACAGGCUCUUAAUGGUGAGUCCGUUCAAUACAGAGGUUUUGGAGAAAUGAUUCUUCCUAACAAAAUGACAAAGGAAAUCCUGAAGCAAGUACUUGAUAAAAUGAUAAAAGAAAAUGAUUCAUAUCGCGUUGAGAUGUCUAAAGCAGUCGACAUCUUUACAACGGAGCCAGCUGAUGGAAAAGAAAAAUUGCUAUAUAACUUAAACUUGCUGUUAAAGUAUAGAAACUUGGACUACUUGGUCAACCAGAUUAUCAAACAGCAGAAUUUCUUAGAGAUGUACCAUUUAGACAUUAUAGGUUUUGUCCUUCUUAUCGCAAUAUUUGUUUCGUAUAUACUCUCCAGAAUUAUUUACUGUGGGUUUGUAAUGGUUUUUUGUAAAUCUCGUCAAAAACAAGAUUAGUCGAAAACGUUUUAGUUAAAUGUUCUGUAUUUUAUGUUUAUUUUAUGCUCAAUUGAUUGGCAAGAUGCUAUAAUUCCGAACAAAAUAUUUUACUUCAUAAGACAGGCAUACUUUUUAUUCAUCUUUGAUCUGAUUGUUAUGAUUAGGAGAAAGUUCGAAAUUGUGUGUCAUUUUUCUCUAAUUUAUUAUGCUAUCAAUCUUUAUAUCUGCAUGUUAAUUAAUUAUCAAUAUUUGAUGAGCUUAAUAUAUUUAAUUUAUUUACAAUGAAUGUUUACAACCUGCGGCCAGGGAGCAAUUCUAUCUAACUCUGUCCAGAGAUUUAAUUCUAUACCGGGUUAACUUCAUUGACUGAACCAUUGCUAUUCGAUAUGAAACUACGUUAGCAGUUUAACAAAGAAAAUAAGAAGCUUUUGUUGAAAGUAAAGACUCUCAACUAGUUGCAAAAUGAAGUAGCUAUAGCUACAUUUUAAAAUGCUUUCAUAAUGUUUUAAACGUUUGCCCAUAUAAUUGACUCAAGUCUAAGUAGUUAAAUUUGGUCUAAUUUCAAUAUCAUGCAAUUCAACGAUCAUAUUCAUCAGGAGGGGAAGACUUCAGCGAAAUUUCAACAUUCUAACUAGUUAAUAUGUCAUGUAUGUUAUGUUGGUAAUUAAUAACGAAUAGUAAUUUUUAUGGUAAGUCAUUUUAUAGCAAUGAUUUACAAAUAAUGAUUUAUGGAGCCUGUCUAUUACUUAAGUUGUUAUGCCUAUUGAAUCAUAGUUAUGGAAGUUCAAUUACUGAUUAUUCCCGUAUAUAAGUGUGAAUGUGAUUUUGUAAUUGGAUUAAACACAAUUGAUCGUGACAUAUCAAAGACAUUAAUUAUUGUUUAAAGUCUAUUUAUCUGUUUUUAAAUUCAUAUUGAAUUGAUUAUUAUAUGUGAUACAAGAGAAGCACCAAUCUUGAAUAUGUAGAGGAUUAGGACGCCUCAAACUCAAUUAAAUAUACUCGUUUUGUUAUAUGAUAAAUUUGUAUUGUGAUUAAUAAACAAAGAUAAAAAGUAAACUAUAU